AUGCCGCUCUUGACGAUCCUGAAAAUCCGCCGCUUCGGCCUCGCCUUUGCCGCCGCACUUCUGGCGCUGCCGCUUGGGUUCACCUCCAUCCAGGGCGCCCAGGCCGCCCAGACCUACACCCUCGAUUCCGCUCAUGCCGAUGUGAUCUUCCUGGUCGACCACCUUGGUUACUCCGCCACCGUUGGCCGCAUCGGCGACGUGCAGGGCAGCAUCACCUUCGAUGAAGCCGCGGUCGAGAACUCCGCGGUGGAGAUCGUGAUGCAGGCCGCCAGCCUCGACACAAACCACACCAAGCGCGACGAGCACCUGCGCAGCGCCGAGUUCUUCAACGUCGAGCAGUUCCCGACCAUCACCUUCACCAGCACCGGGAUCGCCAAGACCGGCGACAACACCGGCACCUUGACCGGCGAUCUGACCCUGCUAGGGGUGACCAGGCCGGUUACCCUGGACGUCACCUUCAACUUGAAGUCGCCACACCCGAUCUAUCAGGGCAAGGAGACGGUGGGUUUCUCCGCCCGCGGCAGCCUGAAGCGCACCGACUUUGGCAUGGCUGCUUAUGCUCCGGCCGUCGGCGACGAGGUGGACCUGAUCAUCGAGGUCGAGGCCAUCGAGCCCUAG
Molecule: messenger RNA, 618 nt
Organism: Symbiodinium necroappetens
Lineage: Eukaryota; Dinophyceae; Suessiales; Symbiodiniaceae
Source: the annotation of a GenBank genome assembly